UUCAUAAAUCAAUUUUUUGGAGAAAAAAUCUCAAAAAUAUUUCAAAUUCCAAUGGCCAUUUCUAAAGCUCUCUUUGCUUCAUUACUUCUCUCCUUGCUCCUUCUCGAGCAAGUCCAAUCUAUUCAGACUGAUCAAGUGAGCAGCAAUGCUAUUUCUGAAGGCGCUGAUUCCUACAAGAAAAUUGACUGUGGGGGAGCUUGUGCAGCAAGGUGCCGAUUAUCAUCAAGGCCAAGAUUGUGUCAUAGGGCAUGUGGAACUUGUUGUGCUAGAUGCAACUGUGUUCCUCCUGGUACUUCUGGCAACACUGAGACUUGCCCUUGCUAUGCCAGUUUGACUACUCAUGGCAACAAACGUAAAUGCCCUUAAAUUUCUUCUAAAAAUAUCGUAUAUCGUGUGAUUACCACGGAUAUGUUAUUAUUGUAGUGUAUUAUUUUGUCAUAUAUUGUGUCAAUAAUCAAAAUCCAGUAAAAUAUCUUUAGCGUGGGUAAUUUAUUUUUUGGGGUGUUGUCUUUGUAAUUUUGAGGAAAUUUUAUUUGUGUGUUGAUUAGUACAUCUGGUGUAAUAUUUAUUCUGGUUUGCAUUGUAUUGUAUAAUAAGAUGAGGAAUAAAUGAAGUUUGAGUAUAUUAUUUUAU
Solanum lycopersicum (tomato) is the source of this 633-nucleotide messenger RNA. It is a transcript of the gene SN2, whose product is annotated as snakin-2. NCBI's taxonomy places the organism in Eukaryota, Viridiplantae, Streptophyta, Magnoliopsida, Solanales, Solanaceae. The record is from RefSeq and is marked validated.